Messenger RNA from Moneuplotes crassus, 834 nucleotides. Lineage: Eukaryota; Ciliophora; Spirotrichea; Euplotida; Euplotidae. The record is from the annotation of a GenBank genome assembly.
AUGAUCAAGAAUAUUAAAAACAUCAUGAAAGAAAUCGAAACUCCCAAAGGAAGGAACAAAUCUCUCAGUAUUUUAUUUAAAAAGGAUACUAAAUAAAAACAUUGGGCUUAAGAAACGAGUGAUUAAAACUCCUCAAACUAAGAUUGGUCUCAGCAAGAGAGCCAUCAACAGAAGGAACCUCAACUUUCAGAUAAGAGAAAGGAACAAAUUAAAGUUCAAAAUUUCUUCAAAUUCUAAGAAGUCCCUUCAUAAGAAUUCAAAAAGUAGAAUAGUCAACGAGCGGAGCACUCCAAACCUAUCCAAUUCUAAGGAAAUAUUUGAGGUAAUUUCUAGACUUUUCAUCAACAAUUAUACAACAAAAGUACUAAGAUGACUCCAAAGAAAGAACUUCGUAAAAGAUCUCCUUGAGCAGGCUCCAAAAAAAUCUGGCUACAGAAGAUGAACCACAAAAGCCUCUGUUCUAGACAAUAGCAUGUACAAGAUCCCGAAAAAGACACCUCAUAACGAUUAUGGUUCGAAUAAUUUUCCACAGCCCUCCACUAGGAGGGAUAAGAUUAAGUGGGCAGCCAGGAAAGGAACCUCAUGUUCUAAGGUCAGGAAGUUACUUCAAAAGAAGUACUUCAAUAAUUCUCAAAAAAUGAAACGAGGCCAAGCUGUCUUCCCCUGUACUACACUGACGACCUUGCAAACUCAAUCUGAAGCUAGACUCAUAACGGAAGGACCACAGUUUCACUCUCUCCUUCGAAGUAAAUCUUAAUGAUGAAAUUACUAUGUUCCCUGGUAACUGAGACUUGAAAGCCAAUAUAAGUCACAGACUGGCCUUCUGUAGCUUUA